Cladocopium goreaui is the source of this 2550-nucleotide messenger RNA. The record is from the annotation of a GenBank genome assembly. Lineage: Eukaryota; Dinophyceae; Suessiales; Symbiodiniaceae.
AUGGCACGCAGUGCCCGGGGCGACAAGUGCUCCUUGUGCGGCAUGGACAGAGCUUGUGACCUGGAUGCAACGGCGCCAGGUUUGGCGGCGAAAUGGGCACAACGUCCACCACGACGUCGACGAAGUUCCGCGCGACCCGAUGCUAUCGGAGCUGGGCCAUGCGCAGGCCUGCGCAGUGUGCCUUUUGUGAGUGCUGGCUGCGAACUGCUGGUGGUGUCACCCUUGAGCCGCGCCAUUCAGACGGCCUCGGCCGUUUUCGGGGAGCUGCCGAUGUGCCGCACGGUGCUGACGCCGCUGCACUCGGAGAGCGCCUUGGGUGGACCAUGGAAGGUAGUGGAGAGUGAGGAGAGCGAGUGCCUGGAUGAGACGCUGCGGCUGCGUUCCGAGAUCGUGCGGAUCAAAGCACAAGGUGAGAAGCUGGAGGGCGUGCAAGAUGCCUCGAAAGGCUUCCAAGCAACCAAUGGAGUGCUGUGGUUCCAUCAAGAAGCAGGCAGCAAGUACCGAAAUAUCACGCCAAGAACCAUGAACAUCGAGAUGGCCAUGCUUUACGGCCAGAGGUUGAAGAGUGCCGCCAAGAAAGGACACCUUUUAAGGAACGCUGUGCGCCAAGCGACGGCGAAGGCGGCAGGACAGCUGCACGGCAUGGUGCACGAACUACUGCUGUAUUGUGGAGGCACUACUGUUUGCAUCUUCAAAAAUAUGGAGCUGUUGACUGGAAAACAACGCCCACCUCCAGCAUAUUUGGCUCUUGCAGACGGCGUGGCGGCGGCUCGAGAGGUGCCAAGAGAGGCAAUGCCACAGGAAGUGCGUGAGGAAUUGCAUGACGAAGGGCCGAGAGCCCUGCUGAUGCGCCCCAUGGAUGGCUCCGUCAGAUCAAAGGGGCCCUAUGGCCGUGGCAGAAGCCGUAGCAGUUUUUUUAGGCACCCGGAAGAACUGGCCGACUGCCAUCCUUGCCCAUUGGAGCUGCAGCCAGAUGCGAGGCACAGCAGCAAUGCCAUGGCACCGGAUGUGGCAGUGAGCCUCAGUGCUCACAGCCUCGCACCUGAGGCCUUGGUCUGGUCUGCUUGGGCCCAGGCCAUCAUCCUCCCACUCCUUGGUGCCCUUGGCAUGGCAUCCUGUAUCCUGCGCUUGGGAAGGUCAAAGGAUUUCAGGAUGGAAAUGAUGAGCCUCAUCGCGUCCCUCGAAAUUUUCUCUGUGCUCUCGGUGUGGGAGCAUGAGGUCUUGAGAGGCUUCGGGGAGCCGCCCACUGAGGAGCGGCAGCGCAUUCAGAUUGAAAUGUCUUGGGUCGACCACAUAGGUCUCAUGUCUUUGACGAUUCUGAAGCUGGGUGUUCUUGGGUGGCUGGGGGCGGCAAUUUCUUCUUUAAUUAUGUGGUGCUUUUGGUUGUCGCUUCGCUGGUUGCUUGGCCUGCCGAAACUGGGAUGGGCAGUUGCGAGCUGGUCAUUUCUGAUCCUUGCCACGGGGUUGCAGGCAUGGGCCUUGUGGGCGGCAGCAGACGAAGCAUCCAAAUUUCGAGAGAUUCGGAAGAACUGGGCAGAGCAAGUUGAUCGAGAGGUCUUCUUUCUUCGAUGUGCUGCAGUUCUUAGCAUUUGGGAUUCAGUCUAUAUGCCACUAGCAGAGCAUUUCGUUGUUCCUAAGGUUGGCUUUGCCUGGUACCUUGCUUUGGAUGCCUUUUUCAUGUUUGUCACGAUUCACGUCCUUGGAUUUGAGGCCGAGACUCUGCAAGACCUAGGCAACACGGCAAGACUCCAGGGCAAGCGAAUCGCUUUCCCAGGGAAGGUGAACCCAGAAGCCGAGGAUUGCAUUGUAAGCUUCCCGGGCAAGUAUAGCAAAGAGUGGGAUGAUGCGGUUAAGGAAGCACAGGGACAGUCAAGCCUCUGCAGCUUGGCCUGUGUUUUCUUAACCGAUAAGCAGAGCGGGCUCGGCGACCACGUUGAAGAUCCUGAAGUCGAGGAGGACCUGACGGAACAGAAGUUGUUGUUCCAGAAAAGCGAUGCUGAGGCGAUGGGCCAGGUUCUCCUCAUUCGGCAAGCAGAAAAUGAUGCUUCCUGGACCGCGAGGAAGAAAGAAGCACUCUUGAAAGCGGCCGCCAAAUGCAAGGAGAACCGCUACCGCGCGCCCUGGGGGUGCCGUUGGUUUGCCGACUGGAAGGAGAACGUGGACAAAGCCGGUCAGCAAGGGCAAAAGUUUCACGUUUUCUACUUUGAAGGGAAAGUGGGAUGUGGGAAAAUGGCUUGGAAGAAUAACCAGACAACCUUGCAGGACCUCAAAGAUGAGACGAAACUGCAGGAGGUUCGCGAUAGCACGGGCUUAGGCAAGUCGCAAACCGCAGAAGUCGCAUGGUUAGAUCGCUUGCGCAUCCCCUACGAGGCUGCGAUCGCGCCGGAUGCGACUUCUGCGGCCGGAAGGGGUUGGUCCGUGUUGGUUCCCAUCUCGGGGCCCUCACAAGACACCAGUUUCAACAAACCACCUUUAGUAACGAAUGGAUACGAAUGGUAUGCUAAUGGAUUGACUUGGCACGUGAAUGAGGGCGUGAAAUAUGAGUUUUAG